Messenger RNA from Liolophura sinensis, 568 nucleotides. RefSeq names its product large ribosomal subunit protein uL15-like. The record is from RefSeq and is a predicted model, not a curated record. Gene Ontology annotation, molecular function: structural constituent of ribosome. Lineage: Eukaryota; Metazoa; Mollusca; Polyplacophora; Chitonida; Chitonidae. Gene Ontology annotation, cellular component: cytosolic large ribosomal subunit; ribosome. The transcript is spliced from 4 exons. The annotation marks the transcript as partial. Gene Ontology annotation, biological process: translation.
CAUGUGACGAGUAAUGAAAGUCCUCAGACCUCUUUUCUGUGGACUAACAUUGUUUCUUACUGUUUUUCUUGUCAGACUACCAGCAAGAAGAAGACCAGGAAGUUGAGGGGUCAUGUUAGCCAUGGCCACGGACGUAUUGGCAAACACAGGAAGCAUCCAGGUGGUCGUGGUAAAGCUGGUGGCCAGCAUCACCACAGAAUCAACUAUGACAAAUACCAUCCAGGUUACUUUGGAAAGGUUGGCAUGAGGCAAUUCCACUUGACCAGAAACAAAUACUACUGUCCUACAGUGAACAUUGACUCGCUCUGGUCCCUGGUCUCUGAACAAACCAGAUUACAGUACAAAAAGAAAGCAGAUGGAACAGCACCUGUCAUCGACACCACACGCGCAGGCUACUACAAAGUUUUGGGCAAAGGUCAUCUCCCAAAACAACCUGUAAUCGUCAAGGCCAAGUUCUUCAGUCGUUCAGCAGAGAAGAAAAUUAGAGAAGUUGGGGGUGCCUGUGUUUUGGUGGCCUAAAUCUUUGUAUCAUAAACCCAGAGAUGAAAAUAAACUGAUUACGGGAAAA